UUUCAGAAAAAAAAUAUGUCCAGCAAUCAGAAAAUUGUUACUAACUUGGAAGAUAUAAAAGAAAAUGGUAACCAGCAUAGCCAAAAUUCUCCUUCCAACUGCGAGCCCCCAGGAACCUCUUCAAGCCAGAAAACUCCGAAAACUCCGGGAAACCAGUUAGUAACCACCACAAGCUCGCCCACAAGGCCAUCAAAUUUCAUCGGAAAAUGUCUUGACAGUGCCAAAAUGCACAAAGAAAUGGCUGUAAGAGUGAACAUUGAAAGUAUAAAUUGCAACGAACUUGCUGCGAUCUACUUCAGCGAAAGCUCCUUCCGACUUCAAGCUCUGCUCACUGAUCAAUUUGAGAAUGCAGAGGUGGAAAUCUCUCCAACUCCAACUACCUCUACAAAUGACAUUAACAGUACUCCUAAGCGCCCACGUCCAUCGGUUUUUAAAAAAGAUUCUCAUAAAUAUUUAUAGGAAAAAUAUCUAACAAAUAAUUUGUGAACUGACAUUCUGAAUGUUCAAGUUAAACAACAUGGUGCAAUACUAAUAGAGAAAAUACUUUUUAUAGUUUUUUUUAAAUAAUUUUCUUUUUCGGUUUCACAUUGUCCAUAUCUUUAUCUUUAAUUAGGAUAUAUUAAUGUAUUAAUGGCUAUAUUGAUGGUCAUCAAAUCAUUACAAAAAGUUCCGUAGUCUACGAUAAAAGUACAGCACUUUACCAAGAUUACCGUGUUUUGUAUUUUUGUUUUGUUUUAGAUCUAUUUUUCUGGAUUCAUUUUAUUGUAAUUCUGCAGAAUAAAGUUUUUAUAAAGCAA
Messenger RNA from Caenorhabditis elegans, 797 nucleotides. RefSeq lists its product as uncharacterized. NCBI's taxonomy places the organism in Eukaryota, Metazoa, Nematoda, Chromadorea, Rhabditida, Rhabditidae. The transcript has 3 exons. The record is from RefSeq and is marked reviewed. Bases 16 to 459 code for a protein of 147 amino acids.